Oncorhynchus gorbuscha (pink salmon) is the source of this 4558-nucleotide messenger RNA. RefSeq names its product G protein-coupled receptor 19 (gene gpr19). Gene Ontology annotation, cellular component: plasma membrane. Bases 1458 to 2765 code for a protein of 435 amino acids. The transcript has 3 exons. Gene Ontology annotation, biological process: G protein-coupled receptor signaling pathway. Lineage: Eukaryota; Metazoa; Chordata; Actinopteri; Salmoniformes; Salmonidae. Gene Ontology annotation, molecular function: neuropeptide receptor activity. The record is from RefSeq and is a predicted model, not a curated record.
UCCUGUUGAUCACAGAUUAGUCCUCGUCUAUUCUGGUGUUUGACACAGAUCCUGUUGUUGACAGAUUAGUCCUAGUCUAUUCUGGUGUUUGACACAGAUCCUGUUGUUGACAGAUUAGUCCUAGUCUAUUCUGGUGUUUGACACAGAUCCUGUUGUUGACAGAUUAGUCCUAGUCUAUUCUGGUGUUUGACACAGAUCCUGUUGUUGACAGAUUAGUCCUAGUCUAUUCUGGUGUUUGACACAGAUCCUGUUGUUGACAGAUUAGUCCUAGUCUAUUCUGGUGUUUGACACAGAUCCUGUUGUUGACAGAUUAGUCCUAGUCUAUUCUGGUGUUUGACACAGAUCCUGUUGUUGACAGAUUAGUCCUAGUCUAUUCUGGUGUUUGACACAGAUCCUGUUGAUCACAGAUUAGUCCUAGUCUAUUCUGGUCUUUGACACAGAUCCUGUUGUUGACAGAUUAGUCCUAGUCUAUUCUGGUGUUUGACACAGAUCCUGUUGUUGACAGAUUAGUCCUAGUCUAUUCUGGUGUUUGACACAGAUCCUGUUGUUGACAGAUUAGUCCUAGUCUAUUCUGGUGUUUGACACAGAUCCUGUUGUUGACAGAUUAGUCCUAGUCUAUUCUGGUGUUUGACACAGAUCCUGUUGUUGACAGAUUAGUCCUAGUCUAUUCUGGUGUUUGACACAGAUCCUGUUGUUGACAGAUUAGUCCUAGUCUAUUCUGGUGUUUGACACAGAUCCUGUUGUUGACAGAUUAGUCCUCGUCUAUUCUGGUGUUUCUAACCUUCUAUCUCUAUUAUUCUAGAGGGCACGUGAUCAUCACACCAUGUGACCGUCUCCAUUGAAAGAAAAGGAAUGCCGCAGUUGUCACGAAGAGGAAGAGGCUGUUAUUGUUAACGGUUGGAACCGAACCGAACAGAACGGACGUGAUUCAGAUGAAGAACCGGGGCGAUCCUCCGCAGCACAAUAUCCGUUCGAUUGACGGAAUAAUAAGGAGUUAGAUACAGAAUGUGAAAUGCGACCGUUAUUACCGUGAGACAGCUCUCCUGUGGGUGCUGUCUCCUCAGCUCUCCUGUGGGUGCUGUCUCCUCAGCUCUCCUGUGGGUGCUGUCUCCUCAGCUCUCCUGUGGGUGCUGUCUCCUCAGCUCUCCUGUGGGUGCUGUCUCCUCAGCUCUCCUGUGGGUGCUGUCUCCUCAGCUCUCCUGUGGGUGCUGUCUCCUCAGCUCUCCUGUGGGUGCUGUCUCCUCAGCUCUCCUGUGGGUGCUGUCUCCUCAGCUCACCUGUGGGUGCUGUCUCCUCAGCUCUCUGCGGGUGCUGUCUCCUCAGCUCUCCUGUGGGUGCUGUCUCCUCAGCUCUCCUGUGGGUGCUGUCUCCUCAGCUCUCCUGUGGGUGCUGUCUCCUCAGCUCUCCUGUGGGUGCUGUCUCCUCAGCUCUCCUGUGGUGCUGUAUCCGGUAGCGGCAUGGUCUACGCCCAAUCAACAGACAGCAUCAAGCCCUCCCUCCUCUCCCCCUCCUUUACCCUCCCCAUGACCUUUAACCUCUCAGACUGGGGCAACAACAGUUCAGCGACACCCUCCAUCUGGAACCACGACGCCCUCUCCUCUUCCUCCUCCUCCUCCUCUUCCUCCUCCGGCCUCCAGAACACCACCCAGGUGUGGUAUGAACUCACCCCAGCGGAGGUGGCUGUUCUGGGGCUGGUGUUCAGCCUCCUGUGGUUGGUGUCCAUCCUGGGUAAUGUUCUAGUGUGUGUAGUGAUCCACCGUAGCAGAAGGAGUCAGUCCACUACCAACUACUUUGUGGUGUCCAUGGCCUGUGCCGACCUGUUGCUGUCCCUGGGCUGUGCCCCCUUCAUCCUCCUCCAGGUGACCUGCGGGGGCUGGCCUCUCAGCGCUGCCGCCUGUAAGACUGUUCGUUACCUGCAGCACCUGUGUCCUGGUGUCCAGGUGUAUGUUCUGCUGUCCAUCUGUGUGGACCGGUUCUACACCAUUGUGUACCCACUGAGCUUCAAGGUGUCCAGGGAGAAAGCGAAGAGGAUGAUCCUGGCCUCCUGGAUGUUGGACGCCGCUUUUGUCUCUCCCUGUCUUUUCUUCUACGGCUCGGAGACGACGGCGGCGGCGGCGGACGGGGGAGGGCACUGUGACUUCUUCCUGCCGGCGGGAAGCUGGGACGGCGUUCUGUACGGUUCCGUCCACCUGCUCCUGGGGUUCCUGGUCCCGGCUGUCCUCAUCGUGUGGUUCUACCAGCGCGUGGUCCAGUACAUCUGGAGGCUCGGCGCCGACGGACACACGGUCAGGAGAACCAUGAACAUCGUCCCCAGGACUAAAGUGAAGACCAUCAAGAUGUUUCUCAUGCUGAACGCGGUGUUCCUCCUCACCUGGACUCCCUUCUACGUGGUCCAGGUGUGGCACCCUAGUGAGGCCCCGGGCCCCAGCAGACAGGGGGCUCUGGUGUUCUGCUGUGUGGUCUGGGUGUCGUUCAGCUCCGCCGCCUCGAAACCCUCGCUCUAUUCCGUCUACAACGCUAACUUCAGACGCGGCAUGAGGGAGACCUUCUGCACGUCCUCUAUGAAGUGUUACCGUAGCAACGCCUACACCAUCACCGCCAGCUCCCGCAUGGCCAAGAGUAACUACGUGGGCGUGGUGGAUAUCCCCGUGGCGACCAAGACGACGCUCACCAAAGAUUCCGUCUACGACACGUUUGACCGCGAGGCCAAGGAGAAGAAGUUGGCCUGGCCAAUCAGAGCCAACCCUCCCAACACCUUUGUCUGACGGGAGGGGAGGGAGACAGGGUUUAACUAUCAAUCAGAGCCAACCCUCCCAACACCUUCGUUUGACGGGAGGGGAGGGAGACGGGGUUUAACUAUCAAUCAGAGCCGACCCUCCCAACAACCUUCGUCUGACGAGAGGGGAGGGAGACAGGGUUUAACUAUCAAUCAGAACCAACCCUCCCAACAACCUUCGUCUGACGAGAGGGGAGGGAGACAGGGUUUAAGUAUCGAUGCUUCAUUUCUGAGGAUGAUGUGUAUUGUUGUAGAGGACAGUAUCCGGGGUGCUGAAACACUGUCUUUAGUGGAACAGAUGAGACCUGGCCCUGACUUGCAGAGAGAGGGAAGGUGUUCACAUUGUGUUGAAUCAGCAGCUAGAUCCUACGUCUGUCUGCUACAGUCUGCUAACAUGUCUAUAGUUCUGAAUCCCCUGUCUGUUAACAUGUCUAUAGUUCUGAAUCCCCUGUCUGUUAUCAUGUCUAUAGUUCUGAAUCCCCUGUCUGUCUGUUAACAUGUCUAUAGUUCUGAAUCCCCUGUCUGUCUGCUACAGUCUGUUAACAUGUCUAUAGUUCUGAAUCCCCUGUCUGUCUGCUACAGUCUGUUAACAUGUCUAUAGUUCUGAAUCCCCUGUCUGUCUGUUAACAUGUCUAUAGUUCUGAAUCCCCUGUCUGUCUGUUAACAUGUCUAUAGUUCUGAAUCCCCUGUCUGUCUGCUAACAUGUCUAUAGUUCUGAAUCCCCUGUCUGUCUGCUACAGUCUGUUAACAUGUCUAUAGUUCUGAAUCCCCUGUCUGUCUGCUACAGUCUGUUAACAUGUCUCUGGUUCUGAAUCCCCUGUCUGUCUGUUAUCAUGUCUCUGAUUCUGAAUCCCCUGUCUGUCUGCUAACAUGUCUAUGGUUCUGAAUCCCCUGUCUGUCUGCUACAGUCUGUUAACAUGUCUAUAGUUCUGAAUCCCCUGUCUGUCUGCUAACAUGUCUAUAGUUCUGAAUCCCCUGUCUGUCUGCUACAGUCUGUUAACAUGUCUAUAGUUCUGAAUCCCCUGUCUGUCUGCUACAGUCUGUUAACAUGUCUAUAGUUCUGAAUCCCCUGUCUGUCUGCUACAGUCUGUUAUCAUGUCUAUGGUUCUGAAUCCCCUGUCUGUCUGUUAACAUGUCUAUAGUUCUGAAUCCCCUGUCUGUCUGCUACAGUCUGUUAACAUGUCUAUAGUUCUGAAUCCCCUGUCUGUCUGUUAACAUGUCUAUAGUUCUGAAUCCCCUGUCUGUCUGUUAACAUGUCUAUAGUUCUGAAUCCCCUGUCUGUCUGCUAACAUGUCUAUAGUUCUGAAUCCCCUGUCUGUCUGCUACAGUCUGUUAACAUGUCUAUAGUUCUGAAUCCCCUGUCUGUCUGCUACAGUCUGUUAACAUGUCUCUGGUUCUGAAUCCCCUGUCUGUCUGUUAUCAUGUCUCUGAUUCUGAAUCCCCUGUCUGUCUGCUAACAUGUCUAUGGUUCUGAAUCCCCUGUCUGUCUGCUACAGUCUGUUAACAUGUCUAUAGUUCUGAAUCCCCUGUCUGUCUGCUAACAUGUCUAUAGUUCUGAAUCCCCUGUCUGUCUGCUACAGUCUGUUAACAUGUCUAUAGUUCUGAAUCCCCUGUCUGUCUGCUACAGUCUGUUAACAUGUCUAUAGUUCUGAAUCCCCUGUCUGUCUGCUACAGUCUGUUAUCAUGUCUAUGGUUCUGAAUCCCCUGUCUGUCUGUUAACAUGUCUAUAGUUCUGAAUCCCCUGUCUGUCUGCUACAGUCUGUUAACAUGUCUAUAGUUCUG